GUGUUUAUGUCUGCCGUAUCUCGGUUGUUUCAAAGGGAGAGACGUAUACUUAUCUGGUAAAAUUGGCGAUUUUUCGGUAGUGAGAAUACUUUGACAAAUUCUGCGUGAUUGUGUUAAAAUAGACUACACACAAAUGGAGACAAAGGAGAAUUGGACGAUGGCUGAACAGACGAGGCAUGAACUGAACGCCCAUCACGGUGGGCCUGAAUUCAUUGAAUGUGCUGAGGUAUCAGAGAUUCCUGAUGAAGGUGUUAUAGCUGUCAAUGUUGCGGGACAACCCAUUGCUUUGGCAAAAAGCGACGGCAAAAUUUUCGCAGUGGACAAUCGUUGCCCGCACAUGGGCUAUCCUCUUAACCGUGGGAGUGUCCACGAUGGCAUCCUAAUAUGCCCCAGUCCCUCGCUUAUGCUGCCGCAUGCCGCAUCGCGCAAUUCCACACGAAGAACGAAUUUGGGGAUUGGAUUGCGGUGCUGCACACCUACACCUACUGCAAUGCACUUCAUCAGUGCGCGAAGCGCGCGCCUU
Geodia barretti is the source of this 523-nucleotide messenger RNA. The record is from the annotation of a GenBank genome assembly. Lineage: Eukaryota; Metazoa; Porifera; Demospongiae; Tetractinellida; Geodiidae.